Molecule: messenger RNA, 1557 nt
Organism: Microstroma glucosiphilum
Lineage: Eukaryota; Fungi; Basidiomycota; Exobasidiomycetes; Microstromatales; Microstromataceae
Product: putative aldehyde dehydrogenase
Exons: 4
Coding region: 1-1557 (518 amino acids)
Molecular function (GO): aldehyde dehydrogenase (NAD+) activity
Source: RefSeq, a predicted model, not a curated record
AUGACGUCUCCAGCUUCAAUCACCUUGACCUCGCCGCGAGGCACCAGGCUCACCUUUCGCGAUGGCAUCUUCAUUGGCAAUGAAUUCCACGCCUCACAAGCUGGGCAAGAUGGCAAGAUCACAGUCUUCAAUCCUGCGACUGGGCAGGAGCUUUGCAAAGUGACAGCUGGAGGAAAGGAAGACGUCGAUGCUGCCGUCGAAGCUGCUGAAGAGGCGCUCAAGACUUCCUGGGGCCUCAAGAGCACUCCAGCAGAAAGGGGCGCGCUGCUCUACAAGUGGGCGGAUCUGAUCGAGCAAAACGCCUCGGAGCUUGCAGAACUGGAAGCAAUGGACAAUGGUAAACCUCGUUGGAUGGCAAAGGACUUUGAUAUUGCCGACUCGAUAGCAUGCCUGCGCUACUAUGCUGGUCUGGCUGACAAGGUUUCGGGCAAGACUAUUGAGAUGAAGGACGGGGACAACUUUGCCUUUACUCGAGUCGAGCCGAUUGGCGUCACCGGUGCCAUCAUCCCGUGGAACUAUCCCAUUCAGAUGGCUGCCUGGAAGCUCGGGCCUGCCCUUGCAGCGGGCAACUGCCUCAUCUUGAAGCCAGCAGAACAGACACCCCUGUCAGCUCUAAAGCUGGCAGAGCUAGCAGCGGAAGCCGGUUACCCUCCCGGUGUACUCGCCGUCAUCAAUGGAUACGGCAAGGAUGUAGGUGCGGCUAUUUCGGAGCAUCCCAGGAUCAGAAAGGUCGCCUUUACCGGAAGUACGGUCACGGGGAGGAAGAUCAUGGCUUCUUCAGCUCACAGCAACUUGAAAAAGGUUACGCUCGAACUCGGCGGCAAGUCACCCGUCCUAGUCUUCGACGACGUUGACAUCGAAGAAGCCGUUCCCUGGGUCGCCCUCGCCAUUCUGUUCAACAUGGGUCAGGACUGUUGUGCAGGGUCCCGCCUCUUUGUUCAGCGUGGCAUCCACGAUGCCUUUAUUGCCAAGCUCAUCGAGGCAUUCAAGGCGCACAAGAUCGGUGAUCCGUUCGACGAUACCUCUUCCCAUGGCCCGCAAGUCAGUAAAGAGCAGUACGAAAAGAUUAUGAGCUACAUCGAGUACGGCAAAAAGGGCGGUGCCAAGGUCGCCUAUGGUGGAGGAAGAGCAGAGGCGGCCGCAAAGGGAGACCUCGCGGGUGGAUACUGGGUGGAACCGACGAUCUUCACUGGCUGCCAAAAGGGCAUGCGCAUCGUUGACGACGAGAUCUUCGGGCCGGUGCUGGCCGUCAUUCCCUUUGACACCGAGGAAGAGGCAAUUGAGAUGGCCAAUGACACCGAGUAUGGACUCGCUGCUGGAAUCUUCUCUACGGGUGCUUCGCGGUGCAUGCGAGUUCUGGCUGCCCUGAAAGCUGGCACGAUUUGGGUCAAUAAUUAUGCCCUCCUGUCAAACGCGGUACCUUUUGGAGGCUAUAAGCAGAGCGGGAUGGGUCGCGAGCUCGGGGUGGAUGCUAUCAAGGAAUGGACCGAGGUGAAGAGCGUGCACUGGAACAUUGGCACUAAGCUGGACUGGCCACUGCAGGGCGGAGGUGCAUGA